Molecule: messenger RNA, 2795 nt
Organism: Ziziphus jujuba (common jujube)
Lineage: Eukaryota; Viridiplantae; Streptophyta; Magnoliopsida; Rosales; Rhamnaceae
Product: protein NUCLEOLAR FACTOR 1
Exons: 25
Coding region: 340-2568 (742 amino acids)
Biological process (GO): maturation of SSU-rRNA from tricistronic rRNA transcript (SSU-rRNA, 5.8S rRNA, LSU-rRNA)
Cellular component (GO): small-subunit processome; nucleolus
Molecular function (GO): U3 snoRNA binding; rRNA binding
Source: RefSeq, a predicted model, not a curated record
AAAUAGUUUAUGAAAUUAGCCGGCAAAGGUUUAAGCGUCUACUACCGCGGGGUUUUAAGAAAGAAACCCAGGACAGUCCCCUUUCCACCGUUGGGCUUUCUGUUCUUUGUAUCUCUCUCUCUACACGGUGAGUCUCUGCCGGCAUAGUAGAAUCUCCUUCUCUCUCUCUCUCUCUCUCUCUCUCUCUCUCUCUCUCUCUUCUCCGGUCUCCUCCUUCAGUGCCGCCGCUGGAAUACUCCUUGAAGCGCCGUCGCAGCUGUGCUCCUUCCUACGCCGCCGUUAAACCAAGACUUUACGGGGCAGGGUUGUUUGAUAGUUUUUCCUUCUUCGUCUUCUAAAAUGGGGAAGAAAUCUAAGAGUAAACGAGAAUUGAAGAGACCAAAAAAGAUUGAGAAGAGCUGUGCAAUUGAGCACGGUACAAAAUAUGACCAUGCUCCUGAAGAGAAUAUCGUCCAUUGCCCCUCACCUAGUUCCUCAGGGGAUCCGGAAUUUGGACUGGAACGGGAACCUUAUGAGGGAGAAUCGGCUUAUAAUAAGCUGUUAAUGAUGUUGGGUUCAUCUAACAAAUCUGUUGCUGAUGCAUGUAAGAAGAGACAAAGACAGGAAGAAGGUAAAAGCGACUCGGAAGAAGAUGAAGAUAAUGGAGAUGUAUCUUCUAGUAUGUCAGAGGAAGUGGAUGAAGUUGAAGAAGUGCAAGAGCAUGACAUGGCUGACAUCGAGGAUAUGCAUGAAGGAGCUGAAACUGAACAGGAUAAAGAGACCUCUGACUUGGAUGAGGAGCAUGACUCUGGAACCGAUGAUGAAGCUACUGCUGAGGCAUCAGUGGAUGGGAGUUCCUUUCAUAUGCACUUGGAGCACGGUAUAUCAGAAAUAGAAGCUGAUAAUCUAUCUAAAAAGAAGUGGAAAUAUAAAUGGGAGCUUCCUGCUAUUGGGAUGCCAAAUUGCAAGUGGAAAGGAACAGGAGAGUGCUUCAUGAAGGAUGUCAACAGCAAUGCUGAAUAUGAUCUGAAGUCUAAGUUGUAUAAGCAUUGGAUGGAUACAUAUAAGAAAUCUGGAGGCUCCGACUUUCAUUCAUCUAAACAAAGAUUGUUCUUCACCCUUUGCAACAGUUAUCGGGAUAUAUUGCAUUUCAACAAGAAACCCUUUUAUCUUAAAGGCUUGGGAGAAGAUUCAAGUAUCAUGGAUGCAUACAUUAUGCAUUCUCUCAAUCAUGUCUUCAAAACUGCGGAUCUUGUGAAAAAGAAUGAUGCAAAAUUGACCAAGUAUGAGGAGAAAGCUAAGGAGGAAAUAAUUACAAGUGAUAGUUUCCUUGAUCAUGGGUUUACACGUCCUAAGAUUUUAAUCCUAUUGCCAUUUGCUAGUAUUGCACUUCGUCUUGUUAAGAGACUUGUACAACUGACCCCUUCAGGUCACAAGGUGAAUGUGGAGCAUAUGGAUCGAUUUUCUACAGAAUUUGGAACUGAAGAGAUUGAAAAUGGUGAUAGGGACGAAAACAACUCGUCCAAAGAUGGCCAGGAUUUUGGAAAAUUGAAACCUCACAAAUCUUCUAAACCUGCAGACUUUGAAGCACUUUUUGGUGGGAAUAAUAAUGAUGAUUUUAUGUUUGGUAUCAAAUUCACUAGGCGGAGCAUAAAGCUUUACAGUGAUUUUUAUUCCUCAGACAUCAUAGUUGCUUCAGCUGUUGGUUUGCUUUCUAAAAUUGGGGCUGCUGAUAAAAAUAAGGAAAAAGAUGUUGAUUAUCUUUCCUCUAUAGAGGUUCUUAUCAUUGAUUAUGCAGAUGUAAUAGCAAUGCAGAACUGGGACUUUCUGAAAGCAGUUGUUGAACGACUGAACCAUGUACCAUCUAAGCAGCAUGGAACUGAUAUUAUGCGCAUAAGACAGUGGUACCUGAAUGGAUAUGCCAGAUUUUACAGGCAAUCAAUAAUUUUGGGAUCAUACCUAAAUCCAGAUAUGAAUUCAUUGUUCAAGCUUCAUUGCCUUAAUUACCAAGGAAAGGUGAAGUUGGAGUGUGAGUAUAAAGGUGUUCUCCCCAAGGUGUUACUUCAGGUGCAGCAGGUUUAUGUGCGAUUUGAUGCAGAUUCAAUAGAAAAUAUUGACAAUGCUCGUCUUGAAUACUUUACGAAGAAGGUUUUCCCCAAGAUUAAAACUUCUAUCCAGGGUGGGGUUAUGAUUUUUGUCAGUUCUUACUUUGAAUUUGUUCGACUUCGGGGAUUUUUGAAGUCCCAGGAAGCAUCCUUCUGUCUGCUUCCAGAGUAUGCAAAACCAAGUGAUAUUUCUCGUGCGCGGGUCUGGUUCUUUGAAGGGAAACGGAAGAUCAUGCUUUACACAGAAAGAAUGCAUUUUUACCACAGAUAUAAGAUUCGUGGUAUUCGAAAUUUAAUCUUCUAUUCACUUCCAGAGAGAAAGGACUUUUACCUUGAGAUGGUUCAUAUGCUUGAGGGGUCCAAUGACAUGACAAGCACCGCACUCUUUUCUUGCUUCGAUCUACCCAGGCUCGAGAGAAUUGUUGGAACAGCAAAUGCAAAGAGAAUGGUGAAAUCGGACAAAGAAGCAUUUGUUUUUUGUUGAGGACUAUGAUUCUCAGCUAAGCUGACUAUAUGCAAAAAUGGCUGAUACUUCUGAAACUGCAGUGACAAGCCAGUGAAUAGUGAGCAGCUUCUUUUAUUAUUAUUAUUAUUAUUAUUAUUAUUAUAUGUUAUUUAACCAAAACAAUUUUGCCGAGUAAAAAGUAUAUUAGUUUUACUGUAGAAUGUCAUUGACUGGGGGUAUAAAUAUAUUGGCUUUUAUUAUUUUUA